GGGUUUUCGGUACCCCUUCCCCGCCGGCGCUUCCUCCCGCGACUCCUCCUCGCCCAUGGCCUCCGGAGCCCUGGAGGCCGCGGAGCCCGAAGGGGCGGCGGCUCCUUCCCCCCGUCGAGGGCAAGGAGGAGGAGCUCCCCGAGAAAUUAGAGGCGGAGGAGGCGGAGCAAGAGGACCGAGAGAUCGCCGCUCCGGAGGAGGAGGCCGAGGCUUCCGACGAGGAGGCUCGGCUCGGCUCCGCUGGUCGCCGCCGAGGCACCCCCCCCCCCCCCCCGCCGGCUGCUUCGCCGCCGAGAGGCCAUGCCCGUGAUGUCCAUAUCCUGAGCUGCGGUUUCUUGCUCAUCUUCUUGGCCUACGGUGCUGCUCGGAAUCUCGAGAGCACCGUGAACACCGCGGAUAAUUUGGGCACGAUCUCGCUUGGGAUACUGCACGUGUCCUUCACAUUCUUCUCCUCGGUGGCUUCUUUGGCGGUUCGUUCAUUGGGUCCCAAAAAUGCUAUUCUUCUUGGGACUACUGGGUACACAAUGGUUCCAGUUUGUUUAUAUCUUGGGUUUGCUGCGUCAAUAAUAUGGGUUGGGCAGGGGACAUAUCUCACCUCUACUGCACGUACUCAUGCAAAAGAUUGCAGCUUACAUGAAGGAACAAUUAUUGGUGCCUUCAAUGGAGAAUUUUGGGGAAUGUUUGCCAGUCAUCAGGUUGUUGGGAUUCUAGUAUCGCUAGCGGUUUUGAGAGAGGAAACGGACGGGAGUGCAAGCGGAACGAAAUUACUGUUCAUUGUGUUUCUUUGCAGUAUGACCUUCGGCACCAUACUUAUGUGUUUCUUGAGAAAAAGAGACAGUAGAGAAGAAAGAGCUUCCCCAGAAUACCCUGCUAGUUUCCAUUCUUCUCUGGUGUCUCUAUCAAAGUCUGUGAUUACUCCUUUGUUUGACGUACGAAUGCUUCUGAUAAUCCUGCUGAUUGCAUAUUCAGGGCUGCAGCAAGCAUUUGUUUGGAGAAAGCAGAGCAGGCGCAAGAUUGGAAGUAUCUUUUCAUAUCUAUCGGGGAUAAGCUUUGCUUCAGCAUCUUUUGUGCCAGAAAUGCAGUUGGCCCAAUAUGUUCUUGCCCUGGAAAGAAUUGCCACCCUGAGGUUGCUUAAGCAGGUGCUUUAAAGUGCUCGAGAUUAUUUAUU
This is a messenger RNA of Syzygium oleosum, 1168 nucleotides long. Its product is annotated as UNC93-like protein 3. The record is from RefSeq and is a predicted model, not a curated record. Bases 525 to 1148 code for a protein of 207 amino acids. The transcript has 7 exons. Lineage: Eukaryota; Viridiplantae; Streptophyta; Magnoliopsida; Myrtales; Myrtaceae.